GCACUUUAUUCGCCAGACAUUUAUCGAAACGUGCACAUCUCCAGCGGUCGCACACUCAGAGUACACACAUCCAUAUAUUGCUGAACAGCCAAUAUAUCCUUCGAAACGAAAAAAAAUCAUCGCGAGUGCAAAUCAAAAGUUUUCUAGCUUUCUUUAUUUUUCCAGUGCGAAAAGUAAAGCAAUUGCAUCCAUCCAACAGAGAGAUUAUCCUUUCGCAAACAAACCAACAAACAAACAGAAAUGGCCGCCUACGCUGCUUUCAAACACGUUGAGCUUUACAAUGUUGGCAAAGCCAAAAAGAGGGUGCUGAGGCCCCCAGGCGGCGGUUCGAGCGACAUCUUUGGAUCGGAGAUGCCGCAGACCCCCAGGAACGUGAAGAAUCGCAUGGCGUCCAACAUAUUCGCAGCCGAGAAAGAUAAUGGAGUGAAAAACAACGUACGACAAGGAGCUCACAGAUUCUAUUUCAUUGGUGAUGCACCACGUCGCGGCCAGAAGACCGUCGACUCGCACAAUCGGCUAUUUGGGGAGCCCAACCGCCCGAUCACGCCCGGCAAGAACCACAUGAAGAGCAGCAUUCCCUUCGGCGGGCAGAACUCAGAGGCAGCCGCCGCCCAGAAGCUGCUGACCACCACCAAUGGCCACUACAACGGCAAGAGCGGAUCGGUGUCCUCGGCCUCGUCUUCGGUCUCGUCCUCGACCGAGAACCUCAAGAUGAACAGCGGCUCAAGAUCAGAGGGAAACCCUGUCACAGGCGAGGGCUACAAGGCAGGAGCCAACGACUUCCACCAGCGCCAGGAGUCGUCCAAUGGCGGCACUCCGGUGAUCAACAAGAAUCGUAUUCCCCCAGGCGGCUACUCGUCGGGACUCUGGUAAUGACAACACACGAGUUGCUCAGAUCCCAGCACAAGCAAUGGAAGAGGAGGAGGAGCGGCCCGUUGGCGGGAAGAGACACCAUAAGAAAAACCAACAAAA
This is a messenger RNA of Drosophila takahashii, 972 nucleotides long. RefSeq names its product microtubule-associated protein Jupiter (gene Jupiter). Lineage: Eukaryota; Metazoa; Arthropoda; Insecta; Diptera; Drosophilidae. The record is from RefSeq and is a predicted model, not a curated record. Gene Ontology annotation, cellular component: nucleus.